Messenger RNA from Sodiomyces alkalinus F11, 471 nucleotides. RefSeq lists its product as hypothetical. The record is from RefSeq and is a predicted model, not a curated record. The transcript has a single exon. Bases 31 to 210 code for a protein of 59 amino acids. NCBI's taxonomy places the organism in Eukaryota, Fungi, Ascomycota, Sordariomycetes, Glomerellales, Plectosphaerellaceae.
GCUACUGGGAUUUUUGGGGCGUAAGGUCACAUGUUUGGCUGGCCGUAUGCUUUCCUCGUUGCAUUGGGACUUGGAUUUGGGACUGGUCUUUUCUCAGGAUGGCGUGCGCCUUUAUCGUCAAGUCCAAACCCCUCGUGGCUUCACCUCCUUCGGUUUUUGAGGGAGGACAUCAUGAUCAAUUCUAGUUUCCUCGCCGCAUUGGCGGCGUAGGGAACAACAUCUUGUUGAUGCGUUCUCGCCCCAUCGCCCUUGCUUUCCCACAACCUCCAGAUAUUAACCACCCUUCAGCAUGUUGCGCCCUCUUGGUGCAGGAGACACCAAUUAACUUCCUAGGACGAGAGGGAAGCCUCGACAGCUGCCACUUAAAACGCUGACAUAUCCCCAGAGGGGAGGUUGCAGAGUAACCAUCAGGCCCCAGACCCAGCACCAAGCUACCCACGAGCUUUAUAUACCUGCAGCAUAGUCCCCCGU